Messenger RNA from Petromyzon marinus (sea lamprey), 10766 nucleotides. RefSeq lists its product as uncharacterized. Gene Ontology annotation, biological process: wound healing; intermediate filament cytoskeleton organization. Gene Ontology annotation, cellular component: intermediate filament; membrane; cytoplasm. Lineage: Eukaryota; Metazoa; Chordata; Hyperoartia; Petromyzontiformes; Petromyzontidae. Gene Ontology annotation, molecular function: protein binding; structural molecule activity. The record is from RefSeq and is a predicted model, not a curated record.
CCAACCCGGCCACUCGGCGUGCACGCACGGGGGGGCUUGUUGGAGCAGCUCCGGUAGGCGGGGUCCCCCACCCCCAGAGUCACCGCCGCAGGCAGACUCCGGCUCGCGUUACACAUUACCUGCCCCGGUAUGAGGUUGCCAGGAGUCCGAACCCCACCGCCCCCUCUCCACCGUCACACCCCUCCCCGACAGAGAUAGCGAGCGCUGUGUGACGAAAACGCCGCUCCUUCCUUACUCUCGACUGGUCGUUGCAGCCAAAGUGAGGGCGUCUCCCACCACCCACCCACCCGCCUCUGUCUUUCUCGACCUGCGGCUUCUUCCUUUGCCGACAUAAGUUCGACGCAGUUGCGUGCGUUCUCACCGAGCCUCGGCUCUUCCGGAUUCGUCGAUCGCUCGUUGUGUAAACAACAAAACUGAGAAAAAAAACUUCAUUGCGUUUUUACCAUUCGUGUUUCUUCGUAAAGCAAAAACAAACCCAAGUCGGAGGGUGGAGGUUUCGUUCGCCACCCACCCACCCACUCGCCCCGAUACAAGAGGACGGGAGCUGAUCUCUGGUGGAUCUAAACGUCGCUUGGGAAGAAGAAGAGAGGAGGCGAGGAGGGGGGGGGAGACCAAGCUGCGCCAUGAGGAAGGCACCAGGCCAGCAGCAGCAGCGACAUGCGAACUCGCUGCCACAAAAGGGUUUUGGAACUACGGGCGGACGAAUAGUUCCACCCACGGCUGGCUACACCUACCAGCUCUCGCACCCCGCAAAUGGGGUCACCGACAGGGGCGGUGUUGUGCAAGAUGCCAGCAACUCGAUGCAGCAGGAGCUGGCAAAAUGUGAAGACUGUCUGCGAAAAGCAGACACCUUCCUCCAAGCCGACCUGCGGCGAGUGAGUACAGGCCACCCUCCGUGGCACGUCUCCGAGGCAGACCAUUGCCUGGGCGAGGCAGAGCAUCUCAUCCAGUGCCUCUUCAACGACGUGCAGGUGCUCAGGGAAGGCAACAACCCCCAGGCCGAGCUCUACUAUGCCAGGGUCCUGCAGCUGGAAUCGGAAUUGCGCACCCUCCAGGGUUACAAGGAAUCCUUGUCCCAUACCAUGAUAUCGAGGGGCGGUGGCCAAGGAGGCAUGGCCCAAAUGCAGCAGCAGAAUUCGGCGUACCAGUCUUCUGUUCAGCAAGUGCAAUUGCCCGUACAGCAGACCAUGUCCUUCCACACGUCCAGCGUCCGACACCACCAGGCGUCCGCCAUGCAGCCGCCGCCUGCCCAGCAGUCCUUCGGCUACCAGAGCUCUUACCAACAGCAGCAGCAGCAGCAGAUAAGCCCGGUGACCCAAGCCCCCACUCAGCAGGUGUAUCAGAGCCAAUACCAGCAGGUGCACCAGCAACCUAUGCAGCAGGGCGCCACGAUGCAGAGCAACUCUGGCGCACAGCGGCUGCUGCAGCAGAUGCGCGGCGGGACGAUGCAGAGCGCGGGGCAGCGGAGCAUCCGCAUCGUCGGCGGCGGCGGCGGCGGCGGCGGCGGAACCCUGCAGCAGCGGAUGCUGUCCAAGUCAGUGGAGAACCUGGUGAUGACGGGACAGCGAGCGGGCGCGCGGCAGAGCAUGGCGUCCGCUUCGUACGACGCCGAGAACCACCUGCGGUCGGUGCUGGAUCUCAUCUCCUGGGUGGACAGGAAUGAGGAUCGUCUCAACAAGAUGCAAUGGGGCACAGACACGGAGGCGGUGGAGUCUCAGCUGCACAACCACAAGAUGGCUCACAGAGCGAUCGCUGACUUUAGGGAGAAGGUGGACGAGGCAAACCGGCAAGAGAGCAACAUCCCGCCCCAAAUGAAGGAGAAGUAUGCGGAUGCUCUGGACAAGCUGAACACCAAGUAUGGCGACCUGCUGUCGGAGUCACAGAGCUACAUUCAGAACCUGGAGGACUUGCAGCGCUUCAUUGGCAAUGCUACUGAGCAACUUGUUUGGCUCAACCAGCGAGAGGAGGAGGAGCUCGCCUUUGACUGGAGCGACCAGAACACCGACCUCUCUUCCAAGAAGGAUUCUCACUCCGAGUUUUUGAAGGACCUGGAGAAAAGGGAGACUGAGAUAAACCGUGUACAGAAAUUUGGAGAAAACCUAGUGAAUGAUGACCACCCUGGACAAGACACAAUUGAGGCCUUCAUGGAUGUCCUUCAGACUCAGUGGAGCUGGAUGCUGCAACUCACCCAGAGCAUCGACUCUCACCUGCAAAACAACAUGGCAUAUUUUCAGUUUUUCGAGGACGCCAAGCAGACGGAGCAGACGCUGAAGGCGCGGCAGGAGAAAAUGAGGAGCAAGUACACGGCCGACAAGACGAGCAGCGUGGCUCACCUGGAGGAGCUGUUAGAUGGCAUCAUGGCCGAGAAGGAAUCGUUGUUCAACUACAACCGGACGGUUGCCAACCUUGCCGGCCGCGCCAAGGCCGUCGUGCAGCUGAAGCCCAGGAACCCCGCCAACCCCGUGCAAAACCAGAUCCCCCUCAAGGCGCUGUGCGAGUACAAGACGGAGGAGGUGUUGAUAAAACCCAACGAUCAGUGCAUCCUGAGGAACAACUCCAACCGCAUCAAGUGGAGGGGAAUUGGGCCUGGAGGUCGCGACAUCGACCUGCUCUCUCUCUGCUUCCAAGUUCCCCCUCCCAACCAGGACGCAAUGGAGGUCGCCAAUCGAAUUGACAACCUCAACCAAGGGAACAUGACCAUGUGGCAGCAGGUGACCAUCAAUCUCCGGUGCCUCAUCUUCUGGAAGUACCUGCUGCGGGAUAUGGAGACCGUCCGUUCGUGGAGCCUCGAACACAAGCCUUCUCCUGAAGAGUACACGCGGGUCAUGCAAGACCUGGAGUCUAACUAUGAAGAGUUCCUUCGAAUGAGUCAGGAUUCACAGCUGUUCGGCCCCAACGACUUGACGCAGCUGCGCCGCGACUACACGAGCACCGUGCAGUACUUCAACGACGUCGUGGAGCUCUGGGAGGGAGCCGGCAAGGCGCCGAUGACACAACCGCAGCUGCCGGACAUGGGGGGCAGAAAUGUGGAUCGCGAGGUGGUGGUGGAUCACAGCGUAUCCCUCCACACCUCCAUGGAAUUUGACGGGAGCAAUGAGGCAGAUGAGGCCAGACUGCGCAAGUUGGUGCUGCUCAUUGGCAACUGGGAGGACUCCCUGUGGAAUAUCAUACAGACACCACUCAAGGUUCAGAACCCGAUCCAAGACAGCGAGGAUCGUCUGAAUAACCUGCAGGCCCUGAUGCAGUCCCUGGAUGGCAUGGGAGGACAGCUGGAGGCUCUGAACCAGAAUCCGGCAAUCGCUCAGCACAAUGACUUCAUCAGCCUGGUGCAGAAGUACAAGCCGCUGCAUGAGCUGUCAGCUCAAUGCAUGGAGGACCUCAAGGUGGUGGAUUCGACCGUGCGCAGCGUGGAGGACGUGGAGAGCGUCGUGAAGCUGUACGAGGUGAAGCUGGCGGAGGAGGACACGGCUGCGAGCAGCCCUCAGGGCAUCCAGGCCUACAUCGUGCUCCUCAAGCAAUGGCAGUCGGAGCUGGAGCAAAAGCAGCGGCUGUUCCGCCGCAUGCAGGAGGAGCUCCCGCGUGCCGAGGCCGUGAACGUAAAGCUGAACCAGCAACACAGCCUGCAGUACCCGGAUGUCAGUCCCUAUGGGGAGCGCGCCCACUCCCUGCACGAGCGUGGCCAGCGCCUGCAAGCUCAGAUCGGCCUCAGGCUGAAGGAGAUGGAGAAGUUGACCGUCCUCAUUCGGCCGUACCGCGACAGCAGAAACUGGCUGGACGGCUGGCUGGACGGCGCGUUGGUCAAGCAGCAGCAGCUGGAGGCCGUUCAGCCGUCCAACAGCCAAGAGCUCACGGAGCAGCUCACGCAGCAGAAGAUAUUGGUGAGCGAAAUUGAAGUCAACAAGCCCAAAGUCGACGAUUGUCGUGAAUUCUCAGAGCGCUGUGUGGACAUGGUGAAGGAUUACGAAGACCACCUUCAGAACUACCGACUGUGGGUGGAGAAGUUCCACUCUUCCACCAUCACGCCCCGAGAACAGACCUCCCUCUCCGACACUGUCACCAAGGAGUACAUGGACAUUUACACGCGCUACACGGAGCUUCUCAACAAGACGAGCAACUACAUCCGCCUCAUCAACAGCAAGUCCGGCCAGUUCAAGGACAAAGAGUUUUCUCGGGGAGCCAGUGACCUGGAGAUGGCUCUCAAGAGGCUGCUGGACUCGUUGAGGCAGAAGUACUCUGUGGACAAAUUCACCACCAUUCCCCGGCUUGAAGCUCUCAUUCAGGAUUCAGUGAUCGUAAAGGAAGAGAUUGCAAAGUAUAAGCAGCCUGUGUACGACCUAUCGUCCAAGGCCACCACUGCAGAUCAGAAGGAUUCUGCAGACAGAACUGAGCAGCUCUACCAGACCCUGCUUAACCUGUGGCACCAGCAGCAGAUCGACAUGCAGAGCCUGCUGGGCUGGCUCCGACUGCAGGAGGACAUCAAAACCGUUCAAGCCUGGAACCCAUCCUCGUUCGAACGGCUCAGCCCAGAGGAGCACCGGGGCACCAUGCGCAACCUGGACGUGCAUCAUGAGGGCUUCCAGAAACACCUGCACGGCUCCAAGGUGCUGGGAGCCGACGACCGCUCGAGGGCCGAUGGUGACGUGCGCUCCUGCAAGCAGCACUACCAGAUGCUGCUGGGCCAGAUUGAAAAAGGCAAACAAGACGACUCGGCCUGCCAGGGCAACGUGGGCAGCCUGCAGCGUAUCCUGCAGCUGCUGGAGAAUUACGCGGAGCAGACGCUGCCCAAGGUCCGCACGCCGCUCGGCCACGACCCCGAGGGAGACCUCCGCCAGCGCACCGGAGACCAGGAGAGAAUCCAACUCGAGAUCAAGAACCUGAAGGAUGAGGUGGAACGAAUUGGCCAAAACUGUGCCCCCAUUCUGAACCAGGCCAACUUGGGCCCUAAACAGGCGGAACUUCGAACCACCCUCACCAACGUCAAGCAGAGGCUGGACUCUGUGGGUGACCUCUCCACUACCUGCCUUGAAGAUCUCAAAGCUCUACAGCCGGUGGUGCAGAAUUGCAAGAAGGCCGAGACCAUGGUGGGGGCUAUGGAAACUCGCCUCCUCGAGGCAGACAAUGUCCCCAACAGCGUGGAUGUGGUGGAGUCCUUCACAAAGCUCCUCAAGCAAUGGCAGAGCGAGAUGUACCAGCAGAAGGCCACGCAAACGGCGCUUGAGGGACAGGUGCAGCGUGCGAAGCUGGCCAGCGAGCGUCUGCAGCGCGGCCACAGCGAGCGCGACGUCAACGUUGAGCUCUACCGCGAGCGUGUGGAGGACGCGGCCACACGCUGGGACAACGCCCAGAACCAGAUCGACAACCGGCUGCUGGAGCUGGAGAACCUGGGCCGCUCGUUGAAGAACUACAAGCAGUCGUACGGUACACUGCAGCCGUGGGUGGAGGAGGCCACGCAGCGGCACGAGAAGGUGCAGUCCAUGCAGCCCGACGGGGAGGCCGGGCUCAGUGAGCAGAUCUCCCAAAUCAAGAGUCUGGCCAAUGAAGUUCAGCGUAAACAAGGGUCGAUGGAUGAGUGCCAGAAGUACUGCGAUCAGUGCUGCUCGUCUGUCAAGGAUUUUGAGGUUGCACUGAAGACCUACAAAGCCUUGGUUGGGCAACAUCACCCAGCUGGGAUGAAGAAGGCGCAACCUCACAGUGCCCAGAAGUCCGAUGCCAUCUUGCAGGAGUACAUGGACCUGCGGUCACGCUACAACGCCCUGAGCGCCACCGUGAACCAGCUUCUGCGGCUCCUCACCGACUCUCAGAAGAGGAGCAAGGGCGACGAGUUCGCGCGGGAGGCAAGGGAGAUCGAGCAGGCCCUGCAGUCCACCGACGAGACGCUCACCCGCAAGUAUGGCAGCGACUCCUCCGCCGGCCAGAACCGCGUGGAGGCCCUCCUGCAAGGCCUGGACGACAUACAGCAUAAGAUGAUGGAAUACAAUAUCCGCAUCGGACAGCUGAGCGCGCGCACCAAGACACCGGAGCAGUCUGAGACGGCGCGGGGGAUUCAGCAGCUGUACGACAGAGUUGCGGCGGCUUACGAGAAGCGCUUGGCGGCACUGCAGGGCCUCCUCGCCUGGCACCAGCUCUUGGCAAACACCAAGAACAUUCGCUCGUGGACCACCGAGUCGUUCAAAGCGAUUCCGCGAGCGGAGAGCAAGGCGACGGUCGAAAGCCUUGAGGAGCACUACCGCGACUUCCUCAAGGUGGCGCAGGGCUGCCCGGCGCUGGGCCGCACCGAGCGAGGCCGCGCCGAGUCCGAGGUGGAGGAGUGCCGCAAGCACUACCGCAGCCUGCUGGAGAGCGUCGACAAGGCCUCCCAGGUGGAGACCCUGAGCCAGACGUGCGUCAACGAGUGCCAGAGCGUCUCGCAGCGCCUCGACAGCUAUGAGGAGCGCAUUGUGGAGAAGGUGAACACCAUGCUGGAGCAGAACCCCCCGCAGGAGAGUGCCAAGCGCAUUUCCGAACUGCAGAGAGUGCACCAGGAGGUGGACGGUGCUCGCAAUGACUUCCAGAGGGUGAAGGAGAAGGUCACCCUCAUGCUGAUUCCGUCGGCCCCUCCGGCGAUCACCGCUCACUUGCAGCGCACGGCCCAGCGUCUGGACCAAGUCUACAGCCUCUCCACCAUGGCGACACAAGAACUGAAGGCCAUGGAUGGCCUGGUGCAGAGCACCAUCGCGGCCGAGCCAGUGGUGCGUGGAAUCGAGGCCAAGUUGGUGGAGGAAGAAACCUCUCCGGCGGACGUGCGCGGCAUUGAAGACUACAGAAAUAUGCUCAAGCAACUGCGAGCUGAGGUCAACCAGAAGCAGGAGGUGUUCUCCGACCUUGACAGGCAGCUGGUCCAGGCCCGGGCAGCCAACGAUCAGCUGACCAAGACGCACAGCCGCAGGGACCCCAACCUGGAGGGCUGGCGCUCGCGGUCCUCGGACCUGGCCGAGCGUUGGCGCGCCGUCCGCGAGCAGAUCGACGCCAGGAACCAGAACCUUGACAGCCUCGGCCGGAUGCUGAAGUCCUACAAGGACUCCCACGCGGCGCUCAACCCGUGGCUGGGGCAGGCGAUGGAGAGGCAGGAGCAGAUCGAGAGCAUGCCCCAGCAGGAUGCGCGUGCCAUCACCGAGCAGAUCGGCCUGCAGAGGAAACUUGCGGAGGAGGUUGAACUGAACGACUGCAAAGUCAACGAGUGCCAGAGGUACUCGGAAGAUUUCGCAUCCGGAGUGAAGGACUACGAGGUGCUGCUCAUGACUUUCCGAGGUCAGGUGGAGAAGUACCACAGGCUUCCGCAGAGGAAGGGCAUUCACCACUCUGCGUCGGACAUCGUCACCAACGAGUACGUGGAUCUGCGCACACGCUACUCCACGCUGCUCACCAUGAUGCGCCACUUCCUGCGCUUCAUCACCACCAACAUGAGCCGCCAGAAGGACGACGAGUUCGCUAAGGAGGCAGGCAAGCUUGAGAUUACUUUGAAGAUCCUGCAGGAGUCCAUCAAGGAGAAGUAUUCUGUGGACAAGUCGAGCAGUUUCUCUCGCGUAGAGACUAUGACUGAGGACGCUGAGUCGGAGAAGGCAAAGUUUACCGAGUACAAGGCGAAAGUCUCCAACCUGUCUGGAAAGGCUAAAACUCAAUCUGAUGCUGAAACUGCUAAGAGGCUGGAGCAGCUUUAUGCGGAGGUGUGGACACUGUGGAACGCGCUGCAGGGCAACCUGCAGAGCGUGGCGGCCUGGCAGCGCCUGCGCCAAGACACAGACACCAUCAAGUCUUGGACGACGGAUUCGGUGAAAUUGGCGCCACGCACGGAGACGGAAAGUGGCCUGGAGCGCAUGGAGACUCAUUUCAGGGAGCUGAACCGCUUCAAGGCGCAGGCCGGAUCUUCCAUCAACGCGGCCGACCACGCGCAGAGCGAGAGAGACGUCACGGCCUGCCGCAAGUAUUACAAGGAGCUGCUGGAGAGAAUCACCAAAGAGAGCCAGCAGGAGAACGCGAUGGCCGGACUGCAUUCCCAGUUGCAGACGUUCACUCCGCGCGUCGAGGAUCUGGAGCGGGAGAUCACCCUCAUUCUGCGCACGCUGCUGGAGCGUGACCACGUGCAGGACAACAGCAAACGCAUUGGACAGCAGCAGAAAUUGCACGGAGAGGUGGUGAAGCUGCAGGGUGACCUGGGCCGCAUCAACCAGCAGAGUGCCAGCAUCGUGGCCUCCCAACCGACCCUCCAAACCAGCUUCCAGGGAGCCAACCAGAGGAUGGGACUGCUCAACAACUACUCCUCCAUGGCAUUGGACGAGCUGAAGAGCAUGGACGGGCUGGUGAGGAGCACCAAGCAAGCUGAAGACAUUGUGCGGGAGUACGAGACGAAGCUGUGCGAUGGAGCCUCUGUGCCCGGGGACAUCAAGGGCAUCGAUAACCUCAUAAGCAACCUCAAGCGCUGGCAGGCCGAGUUGCAGCAGAAGCAGCAGGCGUUCUCCGCGCUGGAGCAGCAGCUGCAGGCGACGCGCGCCGCCAACGAUCGGCUGGCGAGCGCCCACCGGGAGCGCGACGCCAACCUGGACGCCCACCAGGCGCGGGUGCAACAGCUGCUGGAUCGCUGGGCCAGAGUGGGCAGCCACAGCAAGAUGCGGGUCCAGCAACUGGAGAAUCUACGGCAGCUGAUGCAGCAGUACUUUGACCUGCGCACAUUCUUCAUGAGCUGGUUCGACCAGGCCACCUCACAGCUGCAGAAGCUGCAAGAGGCCAAGGGGGAGAGCAAUGAGGAAAUCGCUCUGCUGCUCAGCCAGCUGGAGAAAAUCCGGAUGGAAAUAACCAAUAACGCCCAGAAGCUCGGCGAUUACCAGAGGAACUCAGAAGAGUUGACGGGGGCAAUUAAGAACUACGAAUCACUGCUGCUUAAGUACAGAAGUCAGAUUGAGACCAGCUAUACAAACCUCCCUCCUCAGCAAACAGCAUCCAUGGAAAGCUUCAAACAGGACCAAGAGCAAUUGAGACAAACCUUGUCGUGUCAGUUCCUGGAGCUCCAGAACCGCAUGUCGGGGCUGAGCUCCAUGCUGGCGCAGCAGGUGACGCUCGUGGCUGAGCUGCAGAACCGUCUACGCGAGCGCGAGACGAUCCGCCUGCAGAAGAUCAAGCGGCAGGUUCGCAUCAUGGUCGACGGCGAGGAGAUGGGGCUCGUCGACGCGUUCAAGAACGGCCUCAUCUCCGAGGAGAAGUUCGUGGAGCUCGCCAACUGGCAGGGCGAGCGCGAGCAGGUGGUGCGCGAGAAGGAGACGUACUAGCUUGUCCCUAACGGAAUGACCGCGGGGGGGGGGGGGGGAGGGGAGGGCGGUGAGAUUAAAGAAAGUGGCUGCUCACGUCGGGAGGACUGCCUGUGCUUUCGCGAGGCCAGGAUCGUUAUGAAAAUGGGGCGACGGUCGCACACCCUGUUGUUUUCUCUUUUAAACGUCUUCAGUAUAUUUCAGUAAUCGCCCAGUACAGAUCACCAACCGCGAAGUAGCGGCGGGGGGGGGGGGCACCGAAAUUCCCUGGACAAAAGUCCCCAAACGCUAUGCUCAUGAGCCAAGAGGGGGGGGGGGAGAUUGGCCUCUGCAUACUUACUGUAGUUUAAUAACCGCCGUUCCACUGGCACGAUUUUAAAAUUUCCAAGAUUUUUUGUUGUUUAUCUUUUUCUUUCCCCGACGUGUGACAUGAGGCUGUGCCGAAUGAGAGGAUGAAUGGCCAUAUUAGUUUCAAGAUUUCGACAGCACAAUUUGGAUUGACGGUGUGUAAAGUAAAAUAAGACAUUCAACCGUUUAACUGUUAUAAGUGUGUGUGGGGGGGGGUAGAUUGACUAUAGUGAAUGAGAGUUCCUCCGUAAACAACAGUUUAAAUCAUUUUAAUAUCCAUCAUUUAUUAUUAUUUUCUCAGUCACGUUCGAGAAAUAAUAACAAAAUUAAUCAGGAUUGGCCACAGCCUUAUAUUCACACGGUUUUUUUUUUAUUUGACAUCACUAUCAUAUGCGUGGUAUCUGUGAUGUCCUGAGAUAAUCACAUAUCAAUUUCAAACAAAGGGGUGUGCGUGGAUUUUUUUUUUACCAUUUGUAUCUACUAACUGUUAACUGUGUAAUGGGUUAAAUUCUCAUUGAUUCCUUUCAGGCUUACUUUGCCAGGAAUAAUAAUUGCAUGUCUUUUGGCGAACUUAAAACAUUUGUGAUCAACAAUGGAAACAUUUUUAUUCUUCUACAUUGGCCACAAUUAAAUAUAUUGUAUUCCUUAAAUUUAGUUUUAUGUCCAAUGUACUUAUGACAAGUAUAUGCACACACAGCAUUGGCUUUGUAUGUUAUUAAGAAAAUGAUGAUGAUGAAAAUGUUACCGUAUGACAGUUGUUUGGGAGAACUUUCCAUGGAUUAUGUAGUGUGUGCCUUAUCAGUAGAUAUUCCUGCUUUUAUAGAUGCCUUUUUACGGUAGAGGGGAUUUUAGGAAGGCUUAGCAGAGGUGUUAUAGACUAAAUCAUAUAAUCUCCUUGCCCUUAACAAUGACAUAGCACAAGCAACUUUGGAUAUCCAGCACUAGAUGUUAUUUUAGCUUACUGAACUGGCCUCAUUGCCUUGGUGUGUAACAGCACACGUGUUCGACAUCUUAUCACGAACUGAAAGGCCUGUAAGUGUACGAAACGCAAUUGAAUAACUCGUCCAAAGUUGAUGUUGCAUUCUUGUUAGUGCGGUGUGUUCCUGCAUGCUUAAACAAAAUAAACAGAUAAUUACUGUC